UAUAAAAUAAACCUGUGACUGAAGUAACCUCCAGAUACCAUGUUCUAUCACUCUUGUAAAAAAGUAACAAAAAAACUAGUAGUUUAAACAAACUAUUAAUAUUGAAUAAAUAUAGAAAGGUUAUCCCUCUGGAAAAUCAGUCAGACACUCUUCUGAAAAAGUUUAUACCACCGGGAUGUCAGGGCCAAGUUGAUACUACAGAUCGAAAGCAUUGUCAUUAAUAUUUUAGUAGUAAAUGUGAUCUUUAUAAACAUGAUAGAAGUAGGCUAUUUUGCAUGAACAUGGCCUCAGAAAUAGGCAUCUGUGAUUUAUUUAAAUUUCAGCAAGAGCAUAUAGAUUUGUUUUUCUGUAGAACACAGUUUUUUUUCUCCUUUAAAUAAUUACACAGUAGUUCUAUACCGCUAUAGGAAUAUAUGAAAAUUAGGACUAUUCCAUACAUUUCCUGUCAUGCUUCAAAUAUAAUUUUAUAAACACACUAAACAUAGAUUGGAUCUUAAAUAUAUACAGAGGCAGCAUGUUUUCAUACAGUGACUGCAUAUCUUAACCUAUCUUAAUCUAUAGAUUCUGAAGGCAGAAAGAAUCCCAGUCUUACAAUACCCUGGAACAGCAAUUCUCCCUCUGUGUCCUGAAAUCGCAGGACAAGAGAGGAAUAUACACUGCUUUUCAUCAGUCAGAAGCAGGGGACUACAACCUAAAAGGUAUACUAUGGAAAACCUCAUGGAUCCCUGCUCCACUGAAGAUGGAUAUAACAGCAGCAGCAUUGUUCUUGAAAAACAAGUAUUUAGAUCGAAAGUGCCAGAAUCACAUGUUCAGCUGGCUUGUAGCCUCCAUUACUGUGCUUUUCCCUUAAAUGGAAAUGAACUUUGUAUUUGGAAUAUGAGUGAUGAGCCCAACCAUCAGCCAUUGUGUUUAAUAGGUCAUCAUCAUUCGAUUACUGCACUGGCAUUUGGGACCAAAGAUGAUCCUCUCCUUAUUUGCUCUGCUUCACAAGAUUAUGUGAUAGUUUGGAAUCUGGAUGAAUGUACAAAGAAGGUGCUAGAAGGGUUAAUGCCACAAGGUAUCGUGAUAGGAACACUUCUGGGCAUGGUGCUAUAUGUUCGCUUUAGUCCAGAUGAUCAGACUGUGGCAGUAUGUGCUGGUAAUCGAAUCUACGUGCUAAAUGCAAAGGAUGAAGCAAUAAUUGCUGAAUUAGAAGGCCAUCUGGCACCAGUAACUGCUGCUGAAUUUUGUACUUGGGAGAAAAAUAUACUUAUAUCAGUUUCAGAAGAUAGAAGUUUUAAGGUCUGGGAUUACUGUAUUGGAUUGCUAAUAUAUCAAUCAGCAGUAAUAACAGCAUUUCCUCUUUUAAGUCUCUUUAUUGAUGAAGCAAAUAAACAGAUUAUUACUGGAUGUGCAGAUGGACAGCUAUGGAUCUUCAGCUUGAUUAGUGGACAUAAGUAUCGCUGUGUAAUUCAUAUUAAUGUAAAGAAAGAAAGAAAAAAGUUUUAUAACAAAAUAACAAAAUUUGAGCAUUUGGAUCAGAUUCAGAAUAUUUCUCAGGCAUGUAUUAUAAGCAAUAUAGAAGAAGAAGAUGCAGUUGAAACUACCUUUCCAAUCCUUAGAAUAGAACACUGUGAUAACCCAGCAAAUUUUGGUGAUAAAGAGUCUAGAUUUCCUGAUGUUGGUACCCAGUAUUUGUGGAUUGGAAGCUCUACUGGUUUAUUUAUAAUUAACAAGGCAAACUUUGAGUUGGAAGCUGCUUUACAUUACAAAGAUUUCACUGGUCUUAAUAUUCAGAUUGCUGGAUCCUGUGCUUUAACGAGGAAGGCAAUCAAUGGUAAGGUUUUCUGUUUGCUAAGUUCUAUGUUGGAGAACAAAAUUGUUUUACUGGAAGUUAACGUUGCUGAUCUGUUGAGAUGCCAACAGAAUUUAAGUGGGAGGGAGGAAGGUUUUUCUGCUGUUGCAAGAUGUCCUCUUCUUGUGACAUCUCCCUUGUAUGCGAAGAAGGAAAAAGCGAAACUUGUAAAUAAAACAGGUACAAAAACUCAUAUAAAAGACAAGCCAUUGGUUUUUCAUAACAAAAUUAAAUCAUCAGGUUAUACAUCAGCACCACACAUGCUCAUGUUCUCCCCAAAUUCAAAAGUAAAACACAGCAGGUUGACAUUGGAAUGCAAGAGGAGUUGGAGACGACGAAAUAAGGAAGACUAUCCACUUGGAAAAUCUCCUCCAACCGAAAGUGUGAGGCAAAUUACUGUAACUGAUAAACCAACUGCCAUAUGCUGUAUUCAGUAUUCAGGAAAUGGAGAAUUAUUGGCUUGUGGUUUAGCUGACAAAACAUUGCUGGCAUUCAAAUCAAACCUUAUAGGAGAACCAACUGUUUAUUCAGGACACGAUGGUGCUAUUACCUCAGUAGGUUGGAGCCAUGACAACAAUUGGCUUGUUUCAUCUUCUGAAGACAGAACAUUAAAGAUCUGGUCAGUUAGCAGCGCAGAACCUGCUUUAUGUCUGGGAAAGGAAAUAUUUCAGAAAUCUGUCCGAUCAGCCCAGUUCUAUUAUAUAGAUACGUUCAUAUUACUGUCCUGUGGAGCAGAAUUUUAUUUAUUAAGAUACUAUCUUGACACCAGUAAAGAUGAGAUAAAACGAUAUAGAACAAAGAGUAUUUGCAAAUCAAUACAGAAAUUUCCAAUGGCGUCUACAGUGGAAAUUACCAGCCUUUCAGCAGUGAAUGAUUUCUAUUCCUAUAUUGUAUUGACAGCUGGGAGUAACCGAGCACUAGAAAUAUUUGACCUCAACGUGGGCUGUAGUGCAGCAGUGAUAAGAGAUGCUCAUUCUAGAUCAGUUCACCAAAUUUGCCAAAAUAAGGGAUCAUCUUUUAGCUGUCAACCACAUGAAGCUUACAAUCUCUUUUUAACAGCAGCCAUUGGUGAUGGCAUCAAACUUUGGGAUUUGAGAACUCUGAGGUGCGAGCGUCGUUUUGAAGGUCAUAAUAGCCGCUGUCAUCCAUGUGGCAUUAGUGUUUCUCCUUGUGGCCAGUUCAUCGCUUGUGGAUCUGAAGAUAAAUGUGCUUAUAUAUAUGAGAAGCAUUCCAGCACCUAUUCUUAUAAACUGACAGGACACACUGAAUCGGUAAUCAAUGUGGCUUUUAAUCCAUCAUCUCCCCAGCUCGUUUCAGCUACCUUGGAUGGCAAAUUGCAAUUGUUUCUACCCCAAUAACGAUCAGCCCUGACAUCUUUGGUGUUUCUACAUUGAGAAUUAAAUUUCUUGAAAGAAAAAAAAAAAGAUUGGUAGCUGAGCAUGGUAACUGGGCAAACUGUAGCAAAUUUUAGUUAAAUAGAGUCUUUCAGAUUUGUUCUACUAUUUGUCAACCAACUGGGAUUUGCUUAAAAAAAAAUCUUACUGCUGGAAAAGCAGCUUCACAGGUGAUACCAAAUGGUAGAUUUUUAAUAUUUUGUGGGGUUAGGUUAUUUUUAGCUCAAAAGUUAAGUUUCUGUAGUGUAUAAAUUUCUAAUGCAUUUUACUGAUAUUUUGGAUGGUUGUUUUAUAACUACCCAAUUUUUUAUUAUUACACAAAUUACAUAAAACUUUUGUUAUUCGGUUGCUUGCUAAUACCUAAUCCUCAGUAAUAAAGGAACAGUCUACUCAUUCCUGUUGCAUCUUGAUUUAAUUACAGAGACUGUCUGAGAUGCUAAGUAUUUCCUCUGCAUUUGGAUAUGCUAGCAAUAUUUUAAUAUAUUUCAUGUAGCUUUGAUGUUAUGUGGUCAAUAGACACUAUUAUGCAAUGCAUUUCUCCUUUUUCUCUAAAAAUUCUUUAGUUGACUAAUGGAAGUAGCUGUAAUAUAUGGUUCUUUUUUUAAAAAAAGAAUCAUAGAAAAUGCAACUUUCUCAACAGACUGAUAAAAUAUCAGUAAAGACAGGUAUUUUUUGCAGGAUUUUAAAAAGUUAAUUUUUAACUAUGCUUAAUGUUCUUUCACACAACUGUAAAUCUGGAAGAAAGUAAAAUAAGUUUAUAAGGUAAACUAAGUAAAAAUAAUAGUUUCACCAUUCUCGGAUCCUUAACAAUGGAAGCUCAAUCAAAAUAAAGGUCACUACCAUUGAAGACCCAUUUAUUUAACUAGUUGUGCUUUCCAUAAUAUGGAAACAAGCGAUCAUCUGAAUACAAAUUCUUCAGUAAACUAGUCAGAAGAUUUUUAAACAAUAGGGUGUGGGUGCUUAAAAUGUGUUUAAUUAAUUGUGGGUAGUUCAGGAGUGACAUUUACUUCCCUACCAGUUCGCCAAUGUGCAUGGGCCAUCAUCUGUGCAUGCGCAUGCGCAGAGGCUUAAAAUGUCGCAAAAAAGCGAUAUCAUGACAUCUGCACGGAUGGGCUGAGCCUCCCGCAGCUGCUGCUACAGGUUCACCUGAGCCGGAUAGAACCGGCUAGAUUUCACCCCUGGGAUAGUUGUAAUACUUACAGAAUAUUUAAUUAGAUGUAAAUGUAUAUUAAAAUAAAUCCUGCUGAUAAUGAAAAAAGCUCAAUAUAGCCAAUAUAUUAUUUUCAAAAUGGCAAGCACCGAUUUGUUAUGCUUAUACUAAUAAUGCCAUAAUCCUUGUAGGUUAUGGGUUUAAAAGAAAUAUUUUGCCGUAAAAGAAGGAAUAUAAUCUAAUGUUUGACAUGUAGUAACAAAAUAUGUCUGUUGGUUCAAUCUUCAAAGGUAUCUAUACUUUUAGCAGUAAGAUUGCUGAAAACACAGGUGCCUCUGAAAGACUAGAUCACCAGUAGAGUAUGUUUGAUAGGAAUUCUCCUUCUGUUUACAGUGAAUUCAAACCCUUUAUACAAUAUUUGAAUUGCUCCCCCCCCAUUUCUACAGAAUAAGCAAUGACAUAGGAGAAGGGGUGAAGCUACUGUAAUAAUUUUCACUUCUUCAGCUAUGGCCACACUCCCAUUUUUCUAGAACUCUUGUUUCUCCUUUUCAAUAUUAUCUGCCUCUUUGUCUCUAUUCUAUCUCUCUCAUUGUGUCUAUAGGACAACUGUCUAUCUGAAAAGUAACAUAAAAUACAUGUUUGUAUUCCAUAAAUACAGUACCAGUGUGUUGUGUCUUGCCCGCCCUCAGAGCAGCCGGGGCCUUCUUACCUGCUCCCGCACACUGAGGAAUGUAUGCCUCCCGGUCCCAGUCCUGGCUCCAUGCCCACACAAACUGCAGAAGGAGAAUCUCCCUGCCCCA
Molecule: messenger RNA, 5178 nt
Organism: Ahaetulla prasina
Lineage: Eukaryota; Metazoa; Chordata; Lepidosauria; Squamata; Colubridae
Gene: WDR27
Product: WD repeat domain 27
Exons: 25
Coding region: 706-3192 (828 amino acids)
Molecular function (GO): protein binding
Source: RefSeq, a predicted model, not a curated record